Messenger RNA from Vicia faba (fava bean), 327 nucleotides. NCBI's taxonomy places the organism in Eukaryota, Viridiplantae, Streptophyta, Magnoliopsida, Fabales, Fabaceae. The record is from the annotation of a GenBank genome assembly.
AUGGAUGGUGUUGAGGAAGAGAACAUUGAUGAAACUGAAUAUUAUGCAUGGAACGAGUUGAGACUUCAUCCUCUUUUAAUGAAAGCAAUACACAAGUUGGGAUUCAAGGAACCAACACCGAUACAAAAAGCUUGUAUUCCGGCUGCUGCUCACCAAGGAAAGGAUGUUAUUGGGGCUGCAGAGACAGGAUCCGGUAAAACACUUUCAUUUGGUUUGCCCAUUUUGCAACGUCUUUUGGAGGAGCGCGAGAAGGCUUCAAAUGGGGUCGGUGAAAAAGGAAGAAGCUGCGGCGCGAGAGGAAGAAGAGAGAAGCAUUUAAAAAGCUGA